Molecule: messenger RNA, 2568 nt
Organism: Mesorhabditis belari
Lineage: Eukaryota; Metazoa; Nematoda; Chromadorea; Rhabditida; Rhabditidae
Source: the annotation of a GenBank genome assembly
AUGGUCCGUAGAGGCUGGUUGAUAUGCUUGGCUUUCACAGCUAUUUUAUUCUUUCUGUUAGGAAUCUUUCUAUUAUUGCCAUUUCCUUUGGCUGUGUACCCAGCGCUUGUUAGAUCACAAUUGCAUUUAAGUCGAGGCGAAGACGGGUCGUUUCCAACUCUCACACAUUACUGGAGUAAAUUCCCAGCCGAUCAAUAUUAUAACUUUUAUUUCUUCAACGUCACUAACAGAGAUGAGGUUAUGUAUGAGGGUGCGAUGCCUUCACUUGUUGAGAUCGGCCCUUACUCGUACAAAGAAUCGGAGUUCAAGGAGGGAAUCGAUUGGAGAGAAAACGAUAAUCGAAUUUAUUACAUGAACAACAAAUCAUUUUCUUAUCAACAGAGUACAUCUUGUGAUUAUUGUACGUAUCAGGAUAUGGUCACACUCCCAAAUGCUGCUUAUAUGUCAGUUCUUUCUCUCAUCCAGGCAAAUCAAAAUCUGUCAAAUAUAGCCGUGAACACUGCUAUUCUCGAUUUUUUGACAUUGAUUUUGGGUGAGGCUCCAUUGAGAAUUGUUCCUGUAGCUGGAGUUUUAUUCGACUCAUAUCCGGAUCCAUUCAUCUCACUCACAAACUCGGAAUUGACAAAACUCUUGGCACCGGACGGAAAACUCUUGGGAAUGCAGUUACCACCAAUUAAAUAUAUGGGCUACUUUCCAAAGUACAAUCAUUCUCACGAUGAAGACUAUAUGGCCUAUACGGGAAAGGAAGACGUUUACAAGACGGGGAAUAUCAUCAGAUGGGCCGGUAAUGAGAGUCUCGCUUGGUGGGGGGAUUCGUAUUCAGCUGAUCUUGCUGGAGCGACUGAUGGAUCUUUCAACAAAGCAAAUCUCAAAAAGACGGAUAAAGUCAAAAUGUUUCAAUCGUACGCUUGCAGAACUUUCCGUAUGACCUACAGCAAACAGGAUUCUGUUAAAGGUGUUAAAGCCUACAUUUACAAACUCGAAAACUAUGAUUACGAUACAACAACGCAGCUGAAUAGUGGCUAUAGAUACGAGAAUACGGAACUUGUGGACUAUUUCCCGACCUGGCCUUGUGGACCGAAUCAUCAGUAUAAUGCGUCAGCUAGUUGUCAUGCAAUUGAUUGCACAUCAAGUCAAAAUUGGUGUUCAAAUUGUUGUAACGGCACUCACUACUUAGACAAAACGGUUUUCAUGCCACCGGGAAUGGUUCCGUUAAGAUGUCUUCCAGGUCAAAAGAUUCGUGCUCCAUUCGCCGCCUUUCUUUCACCGCCACACUUUCUCCAAUCACCGUCAGAGGUGACCACAUCGAUGAAGGGCUUGGCACCAGAUCCAGAUCUCCACGAACCGGCCAAAUUCUACAUCAAUCCGAUGACCGGUUCUGCUUUGAAAGCUUUCUUCCGGAUGCAACUUUCAAUUCCCAUCUAUCACAAUAAACAUUUCACACUAUUGAGUAACGCUCCGAACGCUAUAAUGCCCUCAUUUUGGGUGAAUAUUCAAGUGGAUUUGAAAAAAUAUGCAAUCAAUUACAUCAAGAUGGUGCAAGUGAUCAUUCCAGGAAUAGCUCUGGGAAUUGGAAUUGGAUUGAUUGUGUUGACAUUAGCUGGCUUUUUGAUAUCAAUAAUGAUCAUGUCGAGAAGAAGACGGCAACAAGGAAAUCAAAAAUUGGCUAUAUCAAAUGGCAACUCUCCUGCGGCUGAUGUAGUAAUCUCGAAUAGAGCUAACACUGAACCACUCUCUCUUCAACCUGGAUUACUCCGAAUUCAACUAUCGUUUGGUGAAAAGAAACUUUCAACAGUGCUUUGUAUUGAUGAACAUGGUUUUCUUCCAGAAGCAAGUCUCGAACUUUCAUCCGGUUGGCGAUCACAAUGUCGAGUGGAUUCAAAACUGGCCAAUUGUGAUGGUUUGAAAGUACUCAUGAAAAUUGAAUGUGGACAGGAAAUCAUUCUCUCAAGUCGAAAUCCAUCAAGAACUCCAUCUCCUUUAAAUCUCACUGAUCAUAAGGCAAAAACGCUGAACUUUUCGAUCUCAAAUCUGUCACGAUUUGACGAUGAAAUCUUGAGUGAAAGUCCUCCUGAAGUUCCCAUUUUUGAGGAUGUUAUUGCUGCAGAUGGCAAAGGGUUCGAAUGUCCUCGUUGUGGGAAAGUGUUCAGCUAUGAAUAUUAUCGAGACAAACACCUUAAGUACACCCGAUGCGUCGACCAGGGAGACCGAAAAUUUCCGUGCACGAGUUGCUCAAGAUCAUUUGAGAAACGAGAUCGUCUUCGGAUUCAUGUAUUACAUGUUCACGAGAAUCAUCGCCCGCAUGUUUGUUUUGUUUGUGGGAAAGCCUUCUCACAAAGCAGUAGUCUAAAUAAGCAUCUCCGUGUCCACUCUGGCGAACGACCAUACAAAUGCCAAUUUUGCCCAAAAGCUUUCACUGCUUCAUCAAUUCUACGAACUCAUAUUAGACAACAUAGUGGAGAGAAACCAUUCAAGUGUGCUCAAUGCGGGAAAGCUUUUGCCUCACAUGCAGCCCACGACAGUCAUGUUAGAAGAACACAUGGAGAAUUGAAAAAUGAUGAUAUCUUU